GCUCGUCUGACAGGCUCGCUGGGUGUCGGCGUGAACGUCGGGCAGCUGUGAAUGAACAUAAAUGUGGAAUCUAAUGUGCCUUUGGCGCCGCUUGGUUUAUUCGGGCAUUUCUUUUCUGCUUCGGGAGCCGGGCACUGAGCAAUAGCGGUGGGGUGAUGGCGGAUUUGGCAGGCAGCGCAGGUCUCAGCAGACGGUCUGCUGCGCACUGAAGCAACUGAAAGCAGCAAAACAUCGAAAGGUAGACAGAAUGGAUUUCAUUAAUUGGACUGAAGGAGCCUUCGCCACAAACAGCAGCAGUUACGACUCCCUUGAGACCGCAACGCUCCCUCCCAGUAAAAUCCUGCUGACAAUAACCCUUUCCGUCGUGGCCAUACUAACUACGUUCUUUAACUGUCUGGUGAUCACAGCCAUCGCUGUCACCCGCAAGCUGCACCACCCAGCCAACUACCUCAUCUGCUCGUUAGCGGUGACGGACCUGCUGGUGGCUGUGCUGGUCAUGCCCUUCAGCAUCAUCUACAUCCAACAUGAAAAAUGGGUCAUGGGCGAGGUGGUGUGCACCAUCUGGUUGAGCAUAGACAUCGCGUGCUGUACCUGCUCGAUCCUGCACCUCGCCACGAUUGCCAUUGACCGUUACAGGGCCAUAACAGACGCCGUGGAGUACUCUCGCAAGCGCACAGGGGCCAGGGCCGGUGCGAUGGUGGCAGUCGUGUGGCUCUUGUCCAUUCUCAUCUCGCUCCCGCCGCUGCUCUGGCGGCACUACAGCGACGACGAGCAGCACAAGGAUCAAUGCAUCAUCAUCCACCACCACAUGGCCUUCACUCUUUAUUCCACGCUUGGAGCAUUUUACAUUCCUCUGCUGCUCAUCCUCAUCCUUUACUAUAAAAUCUACAAGGCGGCUCAGACACUUUACAUGCGCAGAGAGGCUAGCAGGGCGAGCCGUCACUCGUGCAUGACCAACGGGAGCAUGAUCCCUUCCACCUAUCCCGCCGGAGACAGCGACGGCGACGGUGGUCCUCGCAGUCCGGAGCCCAUAAGCCCGCCGGAAAAGUCCUUCUCCGAACCUUCGACGGAGGAAACGCCCCGUGAACGGGUGCGGGUCUCCAAAAAGAUUUUCAAAAGCAAAACACGCAGGCAUGACUCGAGGAGCGAGUCGCGCCGGAGCCAAGUCUACCAAGGGCCGCGGAUUUCAGGCUCACGGGAACGAAAGGCAGCGUCCACCCUGGGGCUGAUAAUAGGGGCCUUUGUCAUCUGUUGGCUGCCGUUUUUUGUCAAGGAGGUGAUCGUCAACACCUGCGCUUCGUGCAACACUUCUGUCGAAAUGGCGGAUUUCCUCACGUGGUUGGGCUACCUUAACUCUCUGAUCAACCCCCUCAUCUACACCAUCUUUAAUGAGGACUUUAAGAAAGCCUUUCAGAAACUUAUUAGGUGCAGUCAUUACCUCUGAUACUGAGCCAUGCAUGAUCAAAAAACUCACGCGCCAUUUAACAAGCAUUUUCAACAAAAAAAAGAGAGCAAAGGUAGUAGUGGCUUCAGUCAGAGACACGUGUACCACAGAGGAAAGAAUCUAGAUGUGAGAGACUGACUCCCAUUUUCUGAACCAAUGUUGACUACUUCAACAACCAAAAUGGCAGCCCACUUCGCCGAUGAGUAUUGGUUUAAAGUUCCACAUCAAAGUGCAGGUUCUGCUGGUUAUAGAACAGCCCAAUAUCUCUCCAAAGUUAAUUGGUGUGUGUGAAGGGACGCUGACAUGUUGGUUGUGAGAAAAUAGGCGGCUGACCUUUUCUGAGGUCUGGGUUCUGAGCAUCAGAGAUUAGCCCUAUUUAAAGGUCUAAAAACAGCUGACCAUCGUGUCUGAUUCAUCUAAUAACUUCACCGCGGUCGGCUCGACACUGCUGGCUGAAAUGUGUAACGUGUAAUAUACCCCAACCUACCAAGCCAUUGUUUUAUGUGGUCAUGGUAAUAUAAAAGACAUGACUUUUAUUUAGCUUUUCACAACAAUCAUUGACAUAAAUGUUGUUGUUUGCUCUUUUUUUUUUUUCUU
Fundulus heteroclitus (mummichog) is the source of this 2041-nucleotide messenger RNA. RefSeq names its product 5-hydroxytryptamine (serotonin) receptor 1Fa (gene htr1fa). The record is from RefSeq and is a predicted model, not a curated record. Gene Ontology annotation, cellular component: plasma membrane. Gene Ontology annotation, molecular function: G protein-coupled serotonin receptor activity. Gene Ontology annotation, biological process: adenylate cyclase-activating adrenergic receptor signaling pathway. NCBI's taxonomy places the organism in Eukaryota, Metazoa, Chordata, Actinopteri, Cyprinodontiformes, Fundulidae. The transcript has 3 exons. The coding region runs from base 248 to 1444 and encodes 398 amino acids.